AUGUCGGUUCGUGUGGUCGCCCGAAUUCGUCCUCUCCUCGACAAGGAGCUCGACAAGGACACGAUCGUUAGUGCAGACAGUACCGAGGAAGGCAAGCACGCCACGCUUGUGAAGAUACCCAACCCGAAGAAUGAAUCCGAGGAGUUCUCCUUCGCCUUCAACAGUGUCUAUGACCAACCGACGUCGCAGGAGGAGCUCUUCACCGCAGAGGUCGCGCCCCACUUGAAAGCUCUCUUCCAAGGCCUCGAUGUCACCAUUUUCGCCUAUGGAGUCACUGGAACAGGCAAGACACACACCAUGCGAGGCGGCUUGAAGCUGGCCGAUCGAGGUGUCAUCCCACGCCUGCUGAGCGGAGUCUAUCGUCGAGGCAAGAAGAUUACCAAGGAUUCAGGGGGCGAGACGACUGUUGACGUUGCCCUGUCAUACUACGAAAUUUACAACGACAAGGUCUUCGACCUAUUCGAACCGCCCGAGAAACGCAGUGCCUCUGGCCUCCCCCUCCGAGAGAAGGAUGGCAAGACUAUGGUGGUGGGGCUUUCAGAACGCGCUUGCGAGGACCUCCAGGACUUCUCGAAGCUCUAUAUUGAAGCCAACAACAACCGCGUCACCGCUGCCACGAAGCUCAACGCCCACAGUAGUCGAAGCCACGCCAUUCUCAGGGUCAAGGUAACCCAAACGACGGGAGACACCAUCCGUGAGAGCACCGCCUCGGCCAUUGAUCUUGCUGGUUCAGAAGACAACCGCCGGACCGACAACGGCAAGGAAAGACUCAUCGAGUCUGCGGCCAUCAACAAGAGUCUUUUCGUCUUGUCCCAGUGUAUCGACGCCAUCUCCCGUGGAGACAAACGCAUCCCCUACCGCGAGUCGAAGAUGACCCGCAUUCUGAGCUUGGGGCAGAACAACGGCAUCACGAUCAUGAUUCUGAACCUCGCACCUAUUCGCAGCUACCACCUGGACACCCUCAGCAGUCUGAACGUCAGUUCUCGGGCGAAGCGGAUCGAGGUUCGCGAAAUCGAGAACGAAGUCGUCUUCAAGCAGGUCCCUCGCACCAACUCCGGCAGCUCUACUCUUGCUCACCGUCAACCCCUUCGCCCCUUGGCUAAUGCUCAUAACAUUCACAGCGGCACGAUUGCGGCCAAGGAGAAGGAGAAGGAAAAGGACGUCACCCGCCCGGUCAAGGCAUUCAACGUCUUUGCGGAUCGCAGCAAGCCGGCUGCUGCUCCUGCUCGCCCUACCGCCAACACUACCCAGAUCCGUAAGCCGGCAGUUGUGGUGGAGCGUGAGGCGGCGACGUCUAAGAUCUCGAAGCUUGCUCGCCCGAGUCAGUCUACCCAGCCAGCGCAGCAAAAGCUCUCCAUCUCUGCCGAGCAGCUGGAGGCCUUGGUGGAGAAGAAGGUCAGCGAGAUCCUAAAGUCCAGAGAAAACAAGGAGUCAGAGCCUUCCGCGGCACUGGCCCAUCCUGAUGUCAACGAAGCUGUCCAGCGUCGGUUGGAGGCACUUGAGCGCCGAAUAGAGAACGAGGAACGGGAUCGAGACGACAGCCGGUCUGAGGGCCUUCGCUACCUGCUGGCCGCUAGACAGGCGAAGGAGCGGGGCGAUGACCUGGCCGCCCUCAAGAUGUACGAGCUAGCUCUCCCGUUCUUCCCUGGGCAGGCCAAGCUUCUGGGCAAGAUUGAGAAGCUGCGGUUGAAGGUUGGAAACGGAUAUGCCGGUGAGACGGCGGUGUCCCCGGCAACCCGAGACAGACACGAGAAGAAGCGCAGAAGGGUCGCGUACGAUAGUGACGACGAGUUCCAGCAUGCCGAGGCCGACGAAGAUAUGAGCUUCGUUGAUGUGUCCACCAAGUCGAAGAGCCGAAAGGCCAAGUCGACAAAGCCUCCUAAGCUGGUCUUCCCUGCGCCGAGUGGCCCUGUCACCCCUCGCUCCCAGUCUCUUCUGGACAUCGUCAACUCUCGCGAUCUCAUCCAGAUCAAGGGCCUCCACGGAUUUGGCUCGAAGAAGGCACAGGACCUCGUCGACUAUCUUGACGCGAUGCCAGAAGAAGAGAGUGGAAACAUCGAAUCUUUGGCGCAGCUGAGGACCAUCCCUGGAAUGGGUGGUCGUACCGUUGAUCGUGCUUAUGACGGCCUCGUCGGCGCUGUUUAG
Molecule: messenger RNA, 2145 nt
Organism: Colletotrichum karsti
Lineage: Eukaryota; Fungi; Ascomycota; Sordariomycetes; Glomerellales; Glomerellaceae
Product: kinesin family protein
Exons: 2
Coding region: 1-2145 (714 amino acids)
Biological process (GO): microtubule-based movement
Cellular component (GO): kinesin complex; microtubule
Molecular function (GO): microtubule motor activity; ATP hydrolysis activity; ATP binding
Source: RefSeq, a predicted model, not a curated record